This is a messenger RNA of Zingiber officinale, 1283 nucleotides long. RefSeq lists its product as uncharacterized. Bases 185 to 973 code for a protein of 262 amino acids. The record is from RefSeq and is a predicted model, not a curated record. The transcript has 7 exons. Gene Ontology annotation, molecular function: DNA binding. Lineage: Eukaryota; Viridiplantae; Streptophyta; Magnoliopsida; Zingiberales; Zingiberaceae.
AAAAAAAUGGCAAGUAGCUACGGAUGAUGUUGGAUUUCCCUUGAGCGAAUCUAAGCCCCAGGAGCUCAGAUCUCAGUUACUCCGAUGUCAGAGCGGGCGAUCCUCGAGCGAGAGUCAGAGAGCUAGCGAGGUUCCCUGGGCCGCCGGAACCGGGCCGGUUAGAAGAAGGGGAUACCUCUGCAGGAUGUCGGAGGCGGUGGAACCGCCGGACUGGCUGCCGGAUGGAUGGAUCAUGGAGGUCAGGAAGGGGAAAAUGGGGCGCGUCUAUCGGUAUUACACAUGUCCUAUAUCUGAAUUCACGUUCUGCUCAAGGGAAGAAGCUAUCCGCUAUCUUAUGAAUGCAAGAUCUGAGAAGCUCGUCAAUGUUAAACCUGAGACGGAUUCAUCUAAAAUUAAAAAAUGUUUAAAAAUGACAAACCACAAAAAUGAGAAUGAAGUAAAACAUUCACCUGUGUGGCCUCGAGGAUGGGUAGUAGAGCUUAGAGUUCGAAAAGUUGGUGGAAAAGAUGAAGAGAAAUACAAGCGCUAUAUACAUCGUUCUACUGGAUCUAUUUUCUAUUCCAAGGAAGAAGUACUUCAGUUUCUUGAGGUGGAGAAUAUAUGUGACAACUUGAUCUCCACUUACAACGGGUACCUUAAGACAGAAAACUACAAGACAGAAUCCAAUGACCUUAUCCUAUCACGAGUUGAAUAUUCUCCUACCCAGUUACCUGAUGGAUGGAUUAAGGAAGUCAAAUUCAGAAGGAACCCAGAAAGCAAAAAGAAAUUUAGGCAGGACCCAUAUUACACUGAUCCUCAAAGUGGUUAUGUGUUUCGAACAUGUAAGGAUUGCUUCCUCUUUCAUGAGCAUGGUGUACUAAGUAGAUAUGCAUUCAAGCCAAGAAGAAAUAAUGUCUACGCCAUCCUUGGGUUUGAAGGGCCUUCUACUGAUUCAGCUUCACCCAAGAGACUAAAAUUCGAGGAAGAUAGUUGACAGGGAGAGAUGCUGAUCAACACAUCAAAUUUGUGAGUUCCAGGUUUGAGUAGAAAACUGAGGAACUCUAGAACGGAAUGAACUUUCAGUACCGAGGGAUACACGUUAAUUUAUUUCAGUAUAAGAGCUCCAUUUGUACAAGAUUUUGCUAAUUGCUUAAUGUUAUUGCAGUACCGCGUGACUAGAUGCCUGGAUUGAUUGUGUUGUAUCUGCUCAUUCUCAUUGUAAGUUAUAUUUAUUUGGGAACAAAUAGCGAAUUUGCAUAAACUGUUUUUCAUACUAUUCUAAUAAACGCGUAUUUAUUUAUUUA